CUCUCUCUCUCUCUUCUCUGCCCUCUUGGUGAGUCAGAUAAAGGUCUAAAAUGUCCCGUGUGCCUGCUGGAAUUUGAGGAGGACGAGACAGUCAGGAAAAUGCCCUGUCAGCACCUGUUCCACGCCGGCUGUAUUCUUCCUUGGCUUGGAAAGACCAACUCCUGCCCCCUCUGCCGCCACGAGCUGCCCACGGAUGAUGAGCAGUAUGAAGAAUACAAGAAGGACAAGGUGCGACGGCAGCAGCAGGCACACCGGCUGGAGGGCCUGCACGGCGCAAUGUACACAUGACCACCCGUCUGCCUCUGCUAGGGAUGCCUGGAGCCCUGCCUGCUCCCGCCACCCAGGGUGUCCAGCGCGGCCUCUUCUAUGCAUGCCAGGGACCAGGGUGCCCUUGGGGCCAGGGAGAAGCUGCGGCCUCCACCCCCCUCUUUCCUCCCCUUCCCUGAUCCAGGUCAUCUGUUGCACAGCAAGAAUAAAUAUGCCCCCCCCAUG
Molecule: messenger RNA, 492 nt
Organism: Pogona vitticeps (central bearded dragon)
Lineage: Eukaryota; Metazoa; Chordata; Lepidosauria; Squamata; Agamidae
Source: RefSeq, a predicted model, not a curated record